AUGGCUACUGGAAAUCUUUUUCCUUCGCUAGUGAUCUUAAAAUCAAUAAAAAUAUUUCUCUUUAUAGUGUUUUUAGGAUGGCUUAUGAUUUGGGUCAUGUUGCCGACCAACACUUAUCGAAACAAAUGGACUCCAAAACUCCGCGCUGCAACAAAUUCUACGUACUUUGGUCGACAAGGUCACAGACCUAAUCCAGACAAUAUGUUGAUAUACACUGUUCCGGUACUACUACUAAUUUCUGUUGGAUGCGUUUACCUAGACUUGUUAAAGAAGAGGAAUGAUAAUAAGUCGUUCAACAGUAAUGGUAAAUUGAGUCGUAGUGGUCUUGAUUCAUGGAGGAAGCCGGUGAUUGUUAAGGGGCCUCUUGGGAUAUUUACUGCAAUGGAGCUAUCUUUUUGCUUGAUGUUUCUAGCGUUGGUGGUUUGGGCGUUUUCGAUAUACCUCAAGAAUGGCUUUGCUCUUAUUUAUGUACAUGAUGCAAAAAAGUGGCAAGCGAAGUUGGAAACUGUGGGUUUACGACUAGGGCUAGUAGGCAACAUUUGCUGUGCUUUUCUCUUUUUCCCAGUGACUCGAGGCUCCUCGCUUCUGCCUCUCGUCGGUCUUACUUCAGAGGCCAGCGUCAAGUAUCACAUUUGGCUCGGCCACAUCGUUAUGGUCCUCUUUACCUCCCACGGCCUCUGUUACGUUAUCACAUGGAUUUCUACGAACCAUGCUUCCAUGAUGCUAGAAUGGGCUACAGACGAGAUAGCAAACUUGGCCGGCGAGAUUGCUCUCCUCUCUGGUCUGCUCAUGUGGGUCACCACUUUUCCUCGUAUCCGACGCAAGAUGUUCGAGUUUUUCUUCUACACUCAUCAGCUCUACGUGGUCUUCUUACUCUUCUACUUGUUCCAUGUGGGCAUGUCUUUCUACUGCAUGAUUCUCCCCGGUGUCUACCUCUUCAUGGUCGACCGCUACUUGAGAUUCUUGCAGUCUCGGCGAAACGUUUGCCUUAUUUCAGCUCGCCUCUUGCCGUCAGAAACCAUUGAGCUCAACUUCUCCAAGAGCCCAGCAUGUAGCUACACGCCGAUGAGUACCGUGUUCAUCAAUGUUCCGAGCAUAUCGUCUCUUCAGUGGCACCCGUUUACGAUUAAUUCUAGUAGUAAUUUUGAGCCAGAGAAACUAAGCAUAAUCAUCAAGAAAGAAGGAAGCUGGACUCAGCAAUUGUAUCAGAAGCUUAAUCUGCCAUCCCUGGAACGUCUUGAUGUUUCCGUGGAGGGGCCAUAUGGUCCUGCUUCUGUAGACUUUUUAAGGCAUGAUGCUCUAGUAAUGGUGAGUGGCGGCAGUGGGAUAACCCCCUUCAUCUCCAUCAUCCGCGAGCUCAUGCACCAUAGCACGACCUUGGACGUACCAACCCCGACCGUCCUCCUCAUCUGCUGUUUCAAGACCUCGUCGGACCUCACAAUGCUCGACCUCCUGCUCCCCAUCUCUGCCCCUUCCUCCGACCUCCUCUCCAAACUCCCCCUCCAAAUCCAAGCCUUCGUCACCAGAGAAACCUCCCCCUCCCCCGACACCCAACGAAAGCCCAUCCUAACCCUCUGGUUCAAGCCCCACCCCUCCGACUUCCCCAUCUCCCCCGUCCUCGGCCCCAACUCCUAUCUCUGGCUCGCUUCCAUAAUAUCCUCCUCCUUCGCCGCCUUCCUUCUGCUCAUCAGCAUCUUGACUCGAUACUACAUCUACCCUAUCGAGAGCACGGGCACAACCUACCCUCUCAUGUCACAGGCCCUGUUGAACUUGCUAUUCGUUUGUGCGUGCAUCGCUGCAGCGUCCAGUGGCGUGGUGCUGUGGAACAAGAAGAGGAGCAGCAUGGAGGUGAAGCAAGUGCGGGGAUUGGUCAGCGAGAUGAGGCCACAAUCGUCACCGCGCUCUUGGUUCUGUAACGGGGAUCGGGAGUUUGAGAGUUUGCCGAGUGAGUCCCUUGCGCAGGCUACUACAGUUCAUUACGGCAAAAGGCCUGAUCUCAAGGAGAUGAUUUUGGGCGCAGAGGGAUCCAGCGUAGGCGUGAUGGCGAGUGGUCCCAGUGGACUGCGUCGACAGGUUGCGGGCAUUUGUGCGGCGUCGAAAGAUGAGAAUGUGCAUUUCGAAUCGAUAAGCUUUACCUGGUGA
Asparagus officinalis (garden asparagus) is the source of this 2142-nucleotide messenger RNA. RefSeq names its product ferric reduction oxidase 2-like. Lineage: Eukaryota; Viridiplantae; Streptophyta; Magnoliopsida; Asparagales; Asparagaceae. Gene Ontology annotation, cellular component: plasma membrane. The record is from RefSeq and is a predicted model, not a curated record. Gene Ontology annotation, molecular function: oxidoreductase activity.